AUGGCAUCGUCAACUAUUCUACCUCUACUUUUCUUCUCGAUACUUCUUUUGAUCAUCAAAAGAUCGGAACAAUGUGGAACAAGUUCGACAGAUGCUGAAUAUGUUAAUAAUCCUGUUUUCAAUAUGGAUAUCAGCCCGCCAAUUGGAUGGACAUAUUUCCCGUCAACAGUGAGUUAUUCUGAAAAUCCACGUUAAUUGCCACGUGGCUUUUCGAGUAAAACAUGCAAAUUUAUUUUUUAAAAUUUUGAUGUAGUUCAAUUCCAAUUUCUGAGUCCAAAAAUUCGAACAUUAUCCACACAUUUUCAGCCAUCUGUAACCAGUCAAGCAAUUUGGUAUUUCGUGGGUCAAUCAAACACAACUACAGACGCCAAAACAAUGGCUGAUGCUCAAGUGACAGCAGCAAUGCUCGAAGCUAUUGCAGCUGCAAAUCUUCCCGUUUCAUCAGUCACAAUCACCGAUGAUUGGCAACCAAUUCAAGUCGAAAAUCCUCAAACAACCACACCAACUGGAUCACUUUACGGAAAAGUUGAGGGUGGAGCUUUGGUGCAAACUGCUCCUGGAGUCGCCACUGGUUCAACUUUGACAUAUACUGCUUAUACAAAAGCAUUACGGGUUACUGUAAAUGGAUUGGGUUCGACUAGAUUUUAUUGGAAUAUUGUGCAGAGUACAUUUUUGCAAAAAAUGACUAUGAAUUAUCAUGCGCAAUUUACUGGAACUGUUACAAUUACUAAUGUUUGA
Caenorhabditis angaria is the source of this 738-nucleotide messenger RNA. The record is from the annotation of a GenBank genome assembly. Lineage: Eukaryota; Metazoa; Nematoda; Chromadorea; Rhabditida; Rhabditidae.